AUGCUUGUGGAUGCAAGUGUAAUCCCCUGGGCUGCCAGCGUCAUCAGGGCUCAGAGACCCUCCACCUCCGCCUGCGUCUGCAGAGAAGAGAAGACUGGGCUCAGGCUCGGAGACAUCGGUGCUGUGGCAGUUACCAGGAAAAGCUUCAGCCAGCCUGGAUGCCUGACACCCAGAUUGUCAAGCUCCUAUCUUGCUGGACAGCGCAUUUCUUCUGCCAACACAAUGUCUCCGUUGCCUGGAUUCCCUGUGGAAUGUAAUGAUGACCCAAAAGGAAAAGCUGUUUCCCCAGGACAGUUCACUAUAUGGAAUAUGGGGCAGGAGCCAUUAGCCCCAUCAGAGGUCAUGAUGCAGGAUGACCAGCACCACCAAGCUGGGGACAUAGGGAUGAGGUAUGAGGACAAUUGCUCUUUCUACAAUUUGACGGGUGGUGACUUUUACCCAGAUAAUAGCAGCCAAUCCAACUGCACCUUUCCAGAACAACCUCUAGACUUCUAUAUCCUCCUCCCUGUGAUAUACUCUAUUAUUUGUGCUGUGGGAUUAACUGGCAACACUGCAGUCAUCUAUGUGAUCCUCAAGGCACCAAAAAUGAAGACAGUGACCAACAUGUUCAUCUUGAAUCUGGCCAUUGCUGACGACCUCUUCACAUUGGUGCUGCCCAUCAAUAUUGCUGAACAUCUUCUGCGCUACUGGCCCUUUGGGGAGCUCCUUUGUAAGGUCAUACUGGCCAUUGACCACUACAACAUUUUCUCCAGUAUCUACUUCCUGACUGUGAUGAGUGUAGACAGGUACCUGGUGGUACUGGCCACCGUCCAGUCCCGACGUCUAUCCUAUCGAACCUACAGUGCUGCAAGAACUACCAGCAUCUGCAUCUGGUUCUGGGUGACCCUCAUUGUCCUGCCCUUCUUCUUCUUUGCUAGUGUCUAUACCAAUGAACUGCAGAUCAAGAGCUGUGGGCUAAGCUUCCCUCAGCCAGAGAGGUUCUGGUUCAAGGCCAGCCGCAUCUAUACCCUAGUCCUGGGUUUUGCUAUUCCUGUUUCAACCAUCUGUAUCCUCUACAUUGGAAUGCUUCACAAGCUGAGGACCAUGAGCUUAAACUCCAAUGCCAGGGCCUUGAACAAGGCCAAAAGGAAAGUGACCAUCAUGGUCAUCAUUGUCCUAGCUGUGUGCCUCCUUUGCUGGAUGCCCUUCCACCUGGCAACCAUUGUGGCACUAACUACAGACCUGCCCCAGACCUCCCUGGUCAUUGGCAUUUCCUAUUUCAUCACCAGCCUGAGCUACACCAACUCCUGUCUGAACCCCUUCCUCUAUGCCUUCCUAGAUGACAACUUCCGUAAGAGUUUCCGAAAGAUGCUGGAAUGCAAAACAACCUGA
Messenger RNA from Vombatus ursinus (common wombat), 1371 nucleotides. RefSeq names its product neuropeptides B and W receptor 2 (gene NPBWR2). Bases 1 to 1371 code for a protein of 456 amino acids. Gene Ontology annotation, biological process: neuropeptide signaling pathway. Lineage: Eukaryota; Metazoa; Chordata; Mammalia; Diprotodontia; Vombatidae. The transcript has 3 exons. Gene Ontology annotation, cellular component: neuron projection; membrane. The record is from RefSeq and is a predicted model, not a curated record. Gene Ontology annotation, molecular function: neuropeptide binding; neuropeptide receptor activity.